AUGUCCGGCGCUGCCCCCGCACCUGCUGCUACUGCUGACAGUACUGCUCGCUCACUGUGGCAGACUCAUGACGCCCAUGCUCGCCUAGCCGUUCGCAGCCACCUGCCGUUAGAUGAGCGCGAGCACUUCGGCCAGCAUAAGACCGCUAAGGAGCUGUACGACGCUGUAGUUGCACGCUACUCCUCCCCUGCUACUGCUGCGAUAGGCCGUCUCUCACUGCCCUAUCUCUUCCUGGAUCUGGACCAGUUUCUCGCUCUCUCCCCCACUGACCUCACUGUCGACCUCCUCGAGAAGGAACUCCUAGCAGCUGAGAAGAGCAUUGUAGCUGUGCUGAGGGGGUUGGAACUGCGUACGCUCCCAGUGGGCGGUGCAAGGGCGGCAGGGGCAAGGGGGGACGGGGUGGCGGAGGUGGCGGUGGGGGAGGUAGUGGUGGAGGAGGUGGAGGGGGCGGCAGCGGUGGCGGCGGUGGUGGGAGUGGUGCUGGUGGUGGGGGGGGGGGGGGGGGAGCCGGGGGUGGUGGAGGCAGCGGUGGUGGAGGUGGCGGGGGUGGUGGUGACGGUGGUGGCGGCGGUGGAGCUGGUGGAAGGCGCGGUGGAACGGUGCAGCGUGGCGGGCUCGGCGGCGGCUAGAGGCAGCAGCCGCAGUGUCCCAGCGACACCCCGUCGCCCCAGCAGCUCCGUGAGUGGUACUCUCAGCGUGGGGGGUCUGGGGGUGGAGGUACCUGCACGUACGUUAUUCGCACAGUUUCCUGACGCCUCUGAGCUGCCCCGCUGGGCUGAUCUGCUUAAGAAGGGGAUUGAUAUCUUUGCUCUUGAUUAUGAUGCUAUUCUUGCUGCUAUGUAUGCAUUGACUAUUAGUGUUGAGGGUGACUGUUACCUGAGUGUACCGCCCGACCCGGGUAUUGGGACCAGUGAGGCUGCAGCUCUAGGUGCUAGUGCGUCUGCUGCUCUAGGUCCUGGUAAGGCUGCUGCGCUAGGUGCUCGUGCGUCUGCGUCUGCUGGUACCGCGCCUACUGAGGCACUGCACACCUUCACACUGGACUCAAGUGCUUCCCGCUGUUUCUUUCGCGACCGCACUGCCCUCGAGCAGCUUCCUAGACCGGUUGCUGUCUCCCUGGCUGACCCCUCAGGGGGUCCGGUCCUUGCGACCUCCACCACUGCCCUCCCUUGUCCUGCUGUCCCGUCCGGCACGCUGUCGGGCCUCUACCUCCCCUCGUUCUCUACGAACUUGGUGGCGGGUUCCGCGCUCCAGGACGCGGGUGUUCACCAGUUCACCCCUGCCUACGAGCGUGUGACACACUGCACGUGUGCCCAGACGGGUCGUCACCUGGCUACCUUCACUCGGCAGCCGGUGUACAUACUGACCACUGAGUCCCCUCAGGUAGCUGCGUCUGCGUCUGCGUCAGGUCAGCUGUCGGUCCCCUGUUCGUGUCGCUCCCUGUUGCACAGGUUUGUCCUCUGGCACCACCGCCUUGGUCACCCGUCAGUGCAGCGCCUUCGCGGCAUGCACUCCAGGUACCUUGUUUCUGGUCUUCCCAGGGUUCUCCCUCCCCUACCGCCCUCACCUGCUCCUCCCUGUCUUCCCUGUGUCGAGGGGCGGCAGCGCGCCGCUCCUCACUCUUCCUCGUUCCCUCCCACAGAGGCUCCUCUGCAAACUCUCCACCUGGACGUGUGGGGCCCCGCCCGCGUCCGGGGACAGGGCCACGAGCGGUACUUUCUGCUGGUCGUCGACGACUACACGCGCUACACCACGGUCUUCCCCUUGCGUACCAAGGGUGAGGUCCCUGAUGUCUUGAUCCCCUGGAUCCGCGCUGCUCGUCUCCAGCUCCGCGACCGGUUCCAGUCGGACUUUCCUGUCCUACGUCUGCACUCUGACAGAGGUGGCGAGUUUUCCUCUGACCUCUUGGCAGCCUACUGUGCGGAACACGGUAUCCGCCAGACGUUCACUCUCCCGGCCUCUCCGCAGCAGAAUGGGGUUGCUGAGCGCCGCAUUGGUCUCGUCAUGGAGGUCGCUCGUACCUCCAUGAUCCAUGCGGCUGCCCCCCAUUUCCUGUGGCCGUUUGCGGUCCGGUACGCCACGCAUCAGCUCAACCUCUGGCCCCGUGUCUCUGUUCCGGAGACCUCGCCUACCCUGCGUUGGACGGGGGAGGUUGGCGAUGCGUCGGUGUUCCGAGUCUGGGGAUGUCGAGCCUUUGUCCGCGAUACGUCCGCGGACAAGCUCUCCUCCCGUGCCGUUCCCUGUGUCUUCCUUGGCUUUGUCCCUGACGCGCAUGGCUGGCAGUUUUACCACCCCACCUCGCGCCGUGUCUUCCCCUCUCAGGACGUCACCUUUGACGAGUCGGUUCCCUUUUACUGUCUCUUCCCCUACCGCACUGCCCCGCUCCCCCCCCCCCGCCGCUCUUCCUCACCCCAGGUAGACCCGGUCGAGCCUGUCGAGGUAGCUGUUGACUCUGGUCCUGCGCGAGGUGCUGAGCGUGCUGAGCCUGGGGGUGCGGAGUCUGGGGGUACUGAGCCUGGGGGUGCUGAGCCUGGGGGUGCGGAGCCUGGGGGUGCUGAGCCUGGGGGUGCUGCGACUGGGGGUGCUGAGCCUCGAGGAGCUGAGGCUGGGGGUUCUGAGACUGGCCGUACUGCGCCUGUUGGCGCUCCCUCUUCACAGCAGCUGCGUGAGUGGUACGCUCGGCGCUGCAGCCUCCGGAGUGGAGCUCCUGGUGUUGAGGUACCGCCAGCUGGAGGCCCUGCUGCUACUGGAGGUCCUGGAGCUGCUGGAGGUGCUGCUGGAGGUGCUGGAGCUGCUGGAGGUGCUGCUGGUGCUGCUGGAGGUCCUGGAGCUGCUGGAGGUGCUGCUGGUGCUGCUGGAGGUACUGGAGCUGCUGGAGGUGCUGCUGGUGCUGCUGGAGGCUCUGGAGCUGCUGGAGGUGCUGCUGGUGCUGGUUCGGCAGGAGGUUCUGGUGCUGUCUCUGCUGCUUCUGGGGGCACUUCACGGCCGCGGCCGUACUUCGUUCCGCUCCUUCAGCAGGUUCUUGGUCAGUCGCCUCCUCCUAGUCCUCCUCCCUCCUUAGCGUGUCCUCCGCCUGUCCAGUCGCAGUCACAGCUACCGCCUGCCUCGCCAUUUCUUGGUCCUUCUCCCUACACUGGUCCGACAGGCGGUCUUACAGAGCGUCGUGAGCCUGAGUCUCGUCCUGUGUCGCCUGUGUCUCGUCCAGUGUCACCUGUUCGUGCUGCUCGCACUGGUCGCCGUGUUCCGCGUGAGCGUCCUCCACCUGUCCCUGGCACACACUAUAUGACUCUGCGUCCGUCCACUACUCCACAGCGUGUCCCUCUGCCGUCUCCUCCUGCGUCCUCUCUUCCUGUUCUUGCUGACCCAGAGUCUGACUCUCUUCGUGCUGCCAGUCCUACUGUCACGCGUCUCCUGGCCACUGUUGUCACUGACCCUUCCUUUGAGUCUGCUGCUGCGUCUGCCCUAGUUGCUGAGCUUGUCGACUUUGCUGCUCGCUGUCGUCUAGACUACGCCGCGAGUCUUGUUGAUGAGUCGACCGCUGCGCCUCAUCUCGUGUCCAUGCUGCUUGCCCCUGAGGGAGACCCGGAUGCUCCAGACAUCCCUACCCCGCGCUCUUACGCUGAGGCGAUCGCGGGUCCCUACUCCUCUCAGUGGCUGACAGCCAUGGACGCAGAGAUGGCAUCGUGGAAGUCCACUAGCACUUACGUCAACGAGGUUCCCCCUCCUGGGGCGAACAUCGUCAGUGGCAUGUGGAUUUUCAGGGUGAAGCGGCCGCCAGGUUCUCCGCCUGUCUUCAAGGCUCGUUACGUUGCUCGAGGCUUCAGUCAGCGAGAGGGAGUAGACUUCUUUCAGACCUUCUCCCCCACCCCGAAGAUGACCACUCUUUGGGUGCUACUGCACGUUGCUGCUCAGCGUGGCUACGAGCUUCACUCUCUUGACUUCAGCACAGCUGAGGACUACCCUUGCGGCUCUUGGGUUUGCGCCUUCGACUGCUGA
Molecule: messenger RNA, 3993 nt
Organism: Closterium sp. Yama58-4
Lineage: Eukaryota; Viridiplantae; Streptophyta; Zygnematophyceae; Desmidiales; Closteriaceae
Source: the annotation of a GenBank genome assembly